Molecule: messenger RNA, 3042 nt
Organism: Limanda limanda (common dab)
Lineage: Eukaryota; Metazoa; Chordata; Actinopteri; Pleuronectiformes; Pleuronectidae
Product: deoxyribonuclease-2-alpha-like
Exons: 7
Coding region: 31-1302 (423 amino acids)
Biological process (GO): apoptotic DNA fragmentation
Molecular function (GO): deoxyribonuclease II activity
Source: RefSeq, a predicted model, not a curated record
AUUUGAUGAAAGCAUCUUAACCAGGCAGACAUGGAGAUGAUGAGAUAUAAAACAGUGAUAAGAUUCCUCUUUAGCGCUGGGAUCUUCUUUCAAGCCUGCGAAUCAGAUGUGAGUUGCAGGAAUGACGAUGGAAACGAGGUCGACUGGUACAUCUUAUACAAGUUGCCCAACAAGAAAGACGGUGGUCUGUCAUAUCUGUACAUGGAUGAGAGCACCAAUGGUUGGAUACGCAGCAGAAAGACUAUCGACAGCAACUCUGGCACCCUGGCCCACACCCUGAAACCUCUUCUCGACUUCUACGACAGAAAGACGGAAGGAUUUGGAUAUCUGCUCCAUAACGAUCAGCCUCCACGACAAGUGAGAGCUGGUCCAUCAUAUGGACACAGUAAAGGAGUCGUAAUGUUGGACAGACGAACUGGAGUCUGGCUCUCACACAGCACACCAAAAUUUCCAACAUAUCGCAGUAAAGACUUCUGGCCUAAAAGUGGAAAUGCUAAUGCUCAAACAUUUAUAUGUGUCACUUACCCCUAUGCUACAUUCAAACAAAUAGGACUGCAGCUCAAAUACAUCCACCCUUAUUCAUUCGACUCUGACAUACCAACAACCUUUCCACCUGACCUGCGCUUUGUGGCACAGAGAACCCGCUACCAGAACAAUUGGCCCUUGGACAAUGUCAUGUUCAAGGUAGUGAACCUGACAUCGGUGAAAGGACAGAACUUCACCAGCUUUGCAAAAUACAGAACAUUUGGGGAUGAUAUUAACUCUGGCCUCAUUGUAAAUCACUUGAAGCAGGAUCUGUACGUCAAGAGCUGGGGAACUUUGAGUCGCCCUCUGCCUUCUAACUGCACCAUCCCUCACCAUGUGUACAAUGUGAAGAAGGUAAAACUUCCCGGCACGCAAACCUUCACCGACACUGUCGAUCACUCCAAGUGGAUUGUGACUGCUGACCGUGUCUGGACCUGCAUCGCCGACAUGAACAGGGAGGAGAGUCAGAAGGGCAGAGGUGGAGGAGCCAUAUGCAUCAAUGAUGCUUUGAUCGGUGAUGCUUUCUUCUCACUGAUCAGGGAGAGAGAGCCAUGUGACGGUGAACAUGCUGGUGAUCCACAAAGAGCUUUAACGGCACAACCCUCUGAAUUCAUUUUUUUAAAAAUUCAGGAAAAUGAAGUAACUUAUACAGAAAUUUGUUUUGUUGUACUGUAUGAAUUUGUAGAAAUUAUAUCCGAGUUUGUUUUACAGGGUUCCUGCCGGUUCUUAAAAAGUAUUAUAAGUAGAUAUACAUUUAGGGAAAAGCAAGACCCUUAAAAAGUCUUAAAUCUUUUUCACAUUCAAGACCCUUUACAUGUGUUGUUUUUUCGAUGUGAUAGCAUAUUUGGCCAAAGAUUUUGUUAAAAGUUUAUGUGAAUUCCUUUAUUCUAGUCCUCACAACAGCUUAGCAAAAAAAUGACCUUGCGUUCAAGCGGGGACGGGGCUCAAGCGGCGUUGCUAAGCAACGUUUGUCUCAGAGCGCGAGACUGCAGCGCGAUUAGCGCUUGUCAUUUUGUCAAAUCUUCCAUGUAGAGGACGGCUUGCUGCAAAUAUUGCGCUAUUAAUUAUUUAUAUUGCUGCAAAGGAAUAGGCAACAGGGAAGUGUAAAUUGGCAGAGUCGUGGUCGGAAAACGAGCAGUUCAAGCCCUGGUUGAAGCUCGUCGCUGGGAAUGACCGGGAGGAUUACUGUUCAGUCUGUAAAAAGAAAGUUAGUGUAGCUUCAAUGGGGAUCAAUGCUAUGCGGUCAUAUAUGCAAGGCGCUAGCCACAAAUCCAUUGCGGAACGCAGACAGCGGUUGUCCAUCGAUCAUUGGGCAACACCUUCCUCGGCUAACGUUAUUACACCACCCAGUACGAGUACAACAGCUGAAGCUAAUAACGUUAACAUUACUGCUAGUGUUGCUAACUUUACUCAGUUGCCGCCGCUUCAACUUCUACAGACCACAGAGUGACGCUGGGAGCCACACCACCGCUGCACGCACAAGUGUUGUGGUGUCUCGACACAACAGUAAAACACAAUUCUCUCACGUCCAUUGAAGGAAUUUCAGCAGAAAAAACGCACUGAGCUGGUGCAAACCGAAAAGUUGGAAUCCAGGAAACCAAAGCAACUGAAUGGAGGCACAGGCCAUGACUCGUAUUUGUAAGGAGUGAGCAGUCCCACAGCUUAGUCAGUUUCAUCCAUCUUCAAAGUUGGUUUCAUCCCUGUUCAAAGUUUCCAUAAGAACAUUUCUGAGUUCUAUUAUUAUUUCAUAAUACUGGGAGAAUGGGGCAGAUGGUAAUUUUCUUCAGGUGAGAAAACAGACUAGUUUCCCUGUGUAUGUCAGUUGAAAACUUUGUUGCACUAAAGACAUGCCACAUGGUGGCUCUUUUUGAGAAAGUUAUUGCAUAUCAGUGACAAUUUGGAUCUUAUUUGUUAUAUUUAUGCUGCAAAAAAGUGUUAUUAUUUCAAGUAUUGUAAAAGUGCCUAUUGCAGAGUUAACUGAACCAUUUCCUGCUCAGUUUGUCUGUGCAGUGUUUCUCACACCACAAGUAGAUUCUGAUCUAGCCUCUUAAUUUUUCUCGCACCAGAGAAAAGUGCACCAGAUUGAUGCAUCUUUACUUCAAAAUGUACUAAAUCUUCUUCCAAAAAGGGUCCAGGGUCAAUCCAUCAUAAUCUCUCCAAAUCCUGUGGGAAACACUGUUGUGUGCAUGUGUGAGUGAGUGAGCAUGUUAUUGUUAUAAAUAAACUGUGGGUUUUUUUCAUUAAAAUUGUGCCUUUUGGCUUAGUAACUCAAUUUAUUAUUUUGAGCUUCAUUCCCUUGUGGCCUAUCUGAAUUAUGUUGUGUUGAUACAGUGCUCCAUAGUAGUUCUGACAAACUAACACUUAAUUUUGCAAUCUCAAACUCAAUUGGGUUAAAGGUGUGUUGCUGAUGUAACCGGUUACAGCUCGUAGUGGCGCUGGGGUCUUGAAAAAUAUUAGAAGGGUCUUGUAAAAUAUUGAACUUAAUCUCAGGAUUGCUGCAUAUACCCUGUUUUAGUG